This is a messenger RNA of Annulohypoxylon maeteangense, 2349 nucleotides long. RefSeq names its product Pyoverdine/dityrosine biosynthesis protein-domain-containing protein. The transcript has 6 exons. Gene Ontology annotation, molecular function: oxidoreductase activity. Lineage: Eukaryota; Fungi; Ascomycota; Sordariomycetes; Xylariales; Hypoxylaceae. Bases 205 to 2133 code for a protein of 642 amino acids. The record is from RefSeq and is a predicted model, not a curated record.
CAGCAGCCAUUGGCCUGUUAUAAAACUUGGUGAAUAAAGACCCGGGGUAUCGCCACUGAUACUGAUUGACGUCUCCUAAGUCGAGCUUCUAUGUAUCAUAUGUAUCAUGCACAGGGUCCGCAUUGUCCUGCAAAGUCGUACUCUGGUUUAUAGAUUCAACCAUAUCUAAAGAUUACUACCAUACUGCUGGAUCCUACAUUCAAUAUGCCGUCCGUCCUGAAUCUCGAUUUUGCCGAUGGCUUGGCAUUUCCAACAGCUCUGGCCGAGGGUCUGGGGAAGCUAGAACCCUCUCAUCUCAAAACCGCAUCACGUAUCUUGAACAUCAUCUCGCGAUACAAGCUCACGAAAGACGCAUUUCUAUCGAAAAGUAACGAUGGGAUCAACUUUCUAUCCCAGAUUUACUCCAAGGUCUCAGCUAAUGAGACCGUUCUCAUGUGCCUUCCCGCAUUCCCUUUCAAAUCACCGAACACAACCUCAAAGGUCCUUGGCCGUCUCCCCGACAAGGCGGAGGAGUUUGCGCUUGCACACCUGAAUGGAUUGUGCGCCGCUAUAGGAGACAUCUACGUACCCGGAGCAAGAUUAAUGAUCGUCUCAGAUGGGCUUGUGUAUAACGAUCUUCUAGGAGUUCCGGACAAGGACGUGUGGGCAUAUGGUGAAGCUCUCCGAACGUUAAGGACCAAAAAGAACUUUCACCAUAUCGAAUUCUGCCGACUCAGGGACAUCGUUCAAAUCGAUGUACCCAAUGAGCUUGAUGAGAUUAGAUAUGUCGCCAAUGCCACUAAUUUUCGCUAUGCUCUAUUGAAGCAAUUCAGCAAGCCCGGCUUCAAUGUCUCACUCCGAAUUUCGGAAGAUGAAGAUACAUGCUUGACAUAUAGGGGCUACAUCAAAUUCCUAGCGACCGAUCUUCAAAAUGUAUACCCAGUGGGCGAAGGGCGAAGCAAAUCAAAAUACAAGAAGGGGAUUGAAUAUAUCGCCAAGCAGAUGCUCAUGAGAGGUGAUGCAUUCGCUCGAGCGGUCAGGGAAAUGUUUCCGGAUAGGCUUAGAUUGUCAAUCCAUGCUUCGACAGGCGAGAACAAGCUUUCCGUCAAUUUAUUGCCAACCGACACGAUGUUCACGACUCCCUGGCACUGCAGCAUCGCGUUCCGGCUCGAUGGUACUACAACCACUGGCCAUCGGUCUGAGUUCGAAGUUGACGAUACUUUUGAACUCGUUUACGAGGACGGCAGACCCAGCUACUUUCGCGAAAAGAGUGACUUGUUGUCAUGGGCAACCGAAAAGGGGGGUAUUACAUGCGAGCCCCUAUACCCCGCCGGUUUUCUAAUUCGCCCGGCAACAGGUCCGGGCGCUCUAUCCAUACAUGAUGUAGACGCCGCCAAAGUUCGUGAACUAUCACAAGUAAACUCGCCUGUCGUGUUAAGAGGCUUCUCUCAGACGAGGAACCGGGACUUUUUCGUUGAUAAAUCUAGAGAAUUUGGAACACCGUUGCCGUGGAAGUUCGGCCUCGUUCUAGAAGUCAAAGAUCGCGGUAUGGAUACACGUGGUUUGAACAAUGUCCUUUCGGCUGAAUGGAUGCCGUUUCAUUACGACGGACUAUUCAAGACAGAGAAAAGAGUGCGGGACGAUGGAAGCGAAGAAUUGGUGUCUACACCACCACUAUUCCAAUUCUUCACCGCCGUCACCGAAUCCCCCAAAAAUACAGGCUUUACCCUAUUCUCAUCAUCAACACUACUAUUCAAAUACCUCCCCUCCCACCUCCCCCUUUCCUCUCUCCGCCCCCUAACAUGGGACGUAUCCACAUCCUCCUUUGGCUCCACAACCCUCCACGGCCUACCCUUAGUCAUCGACCAUCCCGCCACAAGCCGCCCCUGCCUGCGCUUCCACGAGCCGUGGCCGCAGUCUAAGACGCGCUUCGAUGCUACCCACAUAACUAUCGACAACGCGAGCGCCCACUGCGUGGAUAGUACGAACGUGUGCGAUACCCUCACGAGCUUGCUGCAUGAUCGCCGCGUCGCGUAUUACCAUUCUUGGGAGAAGGGCGACUUGCUCGUUAGCGAUAAUGUCUUAGCUAUGCAUACCCGCAGCGAUUUCACGGCGGGGUGCGAGAGGGAGCUUUGGAGGAUACAUUUUGAUUAGGUGUUAGGAUGGGUGGGUAGGGGUAGGCUGGGUGUAUUACUAAGGGGUUAGGUAAUGAGCAAUGUCGAGUAUAUCUUUACUAUUUUUUUCAGGGGGGUAAGGGGAGGUAAGGGGAGGUAGGGGUUGUUUUUUUCUCAAAGUUAUAGGUGCGAAUCUGAGUAUCUCCUUGGAGUUGGUUUCAUUGUACGCUGCGUGAUCUAGUUUAGUUACGUUUCU